GAUUUUGCAAUUAAGAUCUUUUACAAAUAUGACCCUAAAACUCGUCAGACUGACAACGAAUCAGAAGCAAGCUUGAAAGUACUGUCUAAGAUUUUGCAAUUGAAUGGGUUUAUCGUCUCUAUCCGUCCUGAUUCGAAUACGAAUUUUAUGAUCCUAUUUGUGACGUUGAAAGAAAAAUCAUUUGCAGAAUUAGUAAACCUAUCCAAUGAAACCGACAAACUUUUCAAUGUUGCACCUAACCCAACUAGCAACGAGAAGACAUCAGUCGCAGAAAGAUUACGCUUGAUUCACAUGAAAUUGACUUUGCCGAAGUUGAGUGGAGGUUGUGAAAUCCAAGUUGGGAAAGGUAAUGUCAUUGAUAUUCUGCCGGUCAAAUCUGCAAUCAAGUUGGAAAAAGAAUCUAAGUCUAAUUGGAAAAACUUUGGUAAGCUAUUCAAGAAGAAGACUCGUGAUCAAAAUGAGCUAUUUUUGAAAGAAACACUAGGAUCUAAAUAUGCUAUUUACUACAAAUUUGUUCAGGCGUACGUCUCUUCAAUCGGUUGUCUUGCCUUUAUUGGUGUUUUUGCACGUUACUUUUUAGGCAAUUUUUCCGUUCUCUAUGCGAUAGCAAAUGUUUUUAUUGGUUUGACAUGCUACGUAUGCAUCUAUGCUACUGAAAAGAAGCUAGCAAAUGAAUGGAAUCUAUCAAACAUUAGCAAAACCGAAAUAAUCAAGCUUGAGGAAACCGAUUUGAUCCCAACCUGGAAAGUACUGCUUCGCAAGUUGUUGUUUACCCCUAUAACACUUGGAGGUGCUUCUGGCUUAUUUUCGAUUCAAUUUGGGUGUUUCCUUUUGGAAAUUUUCAUUAAUGAGAUUUAUAAAGGUCCAUUCCAGUCAAUUUUAGCUUUACUACCGACCAUUCUUGUCUGUGUUUUGGUUCCCGUUGGAACUAUGAUAUACGGAAUUGUUGCAAAGAAAUAUCUGUUGUUUGAAAAGAACCCAACGCAAGAAAGUGAAAAUGAUUCUUUGUUGAUAAAGAUGUUUGUUUUUAAUUGCCUUGCUUCAUAUUCUCCAUUGAUGAUAACAGCGUUCAUAUAUUUACCCCUUGGAUAUGCUCUUGAUCCAUACCUGCAAACGAUUCAAGCCAUGGUCACAAAGGCUAGCUCUGUUUACUCUUACAUCCCUAACAUUCCAGUGUUGCAAUCUCAAUAUAAGGUUAACAACACGAGAAUGGCAAGCCAGAUCUUUUAUUUCAUGGUUACCAAUCAAGUUGUCGGUACUUUUGUCGAAUUUGUCGUUCCAAUCAUUGUGUCGAAGGUGACAAGCAUCCCAAAGAUUGCAUCUCUCUUAGGUACUCCAGCAUCAAAUAAAGAAUUGAAGAUGAUCGAAAUCGAUGCACCUGAAGAGCAUAAAUUCCUCGAACUUGUUCGUGCAGAUUUCAAGAAACCAGAAGUAUCCAUUGAUGAUGAUUACAGACAACAUGUACUUCAAUAUGGAUUUUUAAUGUUUUUUGGUCCAGUUUGGACAUUAGGUGCGUUGUGCUGUUUUGUUUUCGGCUUAAUCCAGCAAGAAGGUGAUUAUCUGAAAUACAUAAAAUUGGCAAAACCAGCCGUCCCAGCUCGUGCCGAGUCUUCACAGCCAUGGAUACUUUUUAUGCGCUUUUUGCUAGUGAUUGGAUCCUUUGUUUCUGUUGCAAUUACUUUAAUGUACAAC
This is a messenger RNA of Pichia membranifaciens NRRL Y-2026, 1692 nucleotides long. RefSeq lists its product as hypothetical. The record is from RefSeq and is a predicted model, not a curated record. The annotation marks the transcript as partial. Gene Ontology annotation, cellular component: cortical endoplasmic reticulum. Gene Ontology annotation, molecular function: chloride channel activity. NCBI's taxonomy places the organism in Eukaryota, Fungi, Ascomycota, Pichiomycetes, Pichiales, Pichiaceae. Gene Ontology annotation, biological process: chloride transmembrane transport. The transcript has a single exon.